GAGUCCUACCGUCCUCUUUCAGUGAAGUCUAGAUUGCUGUCUCAGAUCAUGGGAGGCAGCAUAGCCUAGCUGAUAGCUGUCAGACUGGCAGUCAGAAGAUCCAGGUUUUCCUUCUGGUUCUUUUGGCCUUCUCUGUACUAUUGGGAAUGAGGCCCAGAAUGAACAGCAUCUUUAGAGAUGGGAAAACUGAGGGUAAUGAAGUUUGCCCUACUGUAAACUCCUUUUGAAUUGGGUGGAUUAAAAGCACCAGCCGACCCUAUUAAUAGGAAUAAGUAAUUCCUGUUAAUACAUGAAGUUUUGUGUGUCUGCAUAAGGUAUUCUGCAAGCAGUUUGGCUUUCUUUCAUUUGGGUACUGAAUUUUGGCCACUGCAGGAUGCCAUUGUGAAGAAGGGAGGGGUAGCUGUAACGGGGAACCAGUAGUUUCAUUUCUGUUCGUAGCUGACUAUUCAGUAAUUCUGUGGAUUACAGUCUACCAGCUGUUUGCUAAUACUGGAGACUGUAUAUACUGAAGGAGACUGCUAGAAAACAGAUUUUGCUUUGUAGCUGCAAUCACUGCUCAUCAAAAGGUAAAACAACCCGUAAGAGAGAGCAACCAUCUUUUAACCCUCAAGAGAAAAAAAUCCUACUUGAGUGCCAUCAAAACUGUCCAAGCUUUCAAAUAUAUUCAAAAGUCAUCGCUGGUCUUGAAGCUGACAGACUUCAGCAGAUCUGAACUAGAGGAAGGAAGAUGAUGUCCUUGGACAACCUGGAGAAUGCAGUCCGUAACCCGGUCAUUCCAUAUGUUGGGAGUAUCCUUAGCGGUCUUCUUCCUGGAGAACUCAUUGUGAUGCGUGGAAGCAUUCCUGAUGAUGCUGACAGGUUCCAGGUGGACCUCCAGUGUGGCAGUAGUGUAAAACCUCGUGCUGAUGUGGCCUUUCACUUUAAUCCCCGCUUCAAAAGAUCUGGCUGUAUUGUCUGUAAUACAUUGCAGAGGGAAAAAUGGGGUUCAGAAGAGAUCACUUAUGAGAUGCCUUUUCAAAAAGGCAAAUCAUUCAAGAUUGUCUUUAUGGUUUUGAAGGAUAAAUUCCAGGUGGCUGUAAAUGGAAAACACUUGCUUCUGUACAAACACAGAAUCAACCUUGAGAAAAUAGACACAGUUGGAAUAUAUGGCAAAGUGCAGAUUGAAAUUAUAGAGUUUGUUUCCAACAAGUCUUUACAAGGCUCUCAGCCAUCGUCUCUAGGAAUAACAAAGAUAAACACAGAAAAUGGGGCAGUGCCAGAUGGCUCACAAUUUGCAGUUCCUUACCUUGCAAGGCUUAAUUCUGCACUUGGUCCUGGACGCACAGUUACCAUCAAAGGAGAAGUGAAUAAAAACCCAAACAGCUUUACUAUUAAUCUAAAAUCAAGCGACUCUAAGGAUAUUGCCCUGCACCUGAAUCCCCGCAUAAAAAACAAAGUUUUCGUGAGAAAUUCUUACCUUCAUGAUAGCUGGGGAGAAGAAGAAAAGGAGGUGGCUCAUUUCCCCUUCAGUCCAGGAAUGUAUUUUGAGCUCAUCAUUUUGUGUGACGCUCACGAGUUCAAGGUUGCUAUCAAUGGGGUACACGUAUUAGAGUACAAGCAUCGAUUUAAACAGCUGGGCAUGAUCAACCUAUUGGAGAUCACUGGAGACAUUGAGUUACUGGAUGUGAGGAGCUGGUAGUUUUCUGUUAGGUUGAAGAAUCCUUAUAAUGCUAUUUUAACAAAGAUUUUUUUUUCUUUUUAGUCCAGAUGUGGU
This is a messenger RNA of Alligator sinensis (Chinese alligator), 1753 nucleotides long. It is a transcript of the gene LGALS8, whose product is annotated as galectin 8. The record is from RefSeq and is a predicted model, not a curated record. The transcript is spliced from 10 exons. Gene Ontology annotation, molecular function: carbohydrate binding. The coding region runs from base 728 to 1678 and encodes 316 amino acids. Lineage: Eukaryota; Metazoa; Chordata; Crocodylia; Alligatoridae.